CGUUGUGUUGUCAUUGUGCGCUCAGUCGGUCGGGACUCGAGCAGGAGCGCGUGAGAGAGGAACUCCUCCUCGGACUCUCUCCUCAGAACCACACGAGGUGACGGGUGUCGGUGGGAUCCGCUGCCGAACUGCGUGUGAGUGUGGCCCGACUCGGGACAUCGAUAAAGUCAUGGCCAUCAUCAUCGCCACCACCGUCAUCUUCAUCGGCGCGCAGGGUCCAGAGGCCCCGGGGGCCCGGAGCUUUGGAUCAGCACCACUCCGGAUGAACUGAAAGUGCAUAGAGAGAGGGGGAGAAAAAGAGCCAGAGCUGCUGUGUGACCGACGUGGGGGAGAAGCGGAAAAAGAAAAGAAGUGCGUGUGCGUGUGUGUGCGUGUGCGGGCGCGCGCGCGCGCGUGUUUUCCUAAGUGGAGUCCGGCCGUGGGAGCAGAGUGGGGGAUGUCGGCCAGAGGUGGAGCUGCGCCUCGGGGGUGCAGCCCCAGCCUGCAGCCCCUCAGAGCCACGGUCCCGUACCAGCUCCAGAGAGGCUCCUCGGCCCUGCUGGGCAGAGAGGUCAAGACGGCUGACAGGAGCGCGUUCCGUCCCCCGAAGCCCACCAUCCGCAGGGCUCUGUCUCUGGACGCCAUCGUGGGACCCUACCUGCAGGGACAGUGGCCCAAAGAGGUGGAGGGCGCGGCCGUUACCUGCGUCAACGACAAAGCCACACAGACUCCAAGCUCCUGGGCGGAGGAGACCCAGGGCAGGAGAGGUGUCGGCGGACACAAGCGCUCGGCGUCCUGGGGCAGCGCAGAGCACCUGAGAGAGGUGGCCAAGCUGAGGCACCAGUUGCAGAAGCGCUCCCGCCAUGUGCCUCCCUCGGCAGCAGCGGGGGGGCACGAGCUCCCCCACCAGCCCCUGCCAGCGGGUCAUGCGGAGGGCAUCACUCAGACGCCGCCCCUGAUGCCGCUGAACCGACUCGCGCAGCGGCUGCGACGUAGCGUCGAGGGCCUGAACCUGGAGCUGGAGGAGGCGUUUGUGUCUGAGCAACCCGGCGAUCAGCAUGAGAUUCUGGAUAUCCCGGACGGCCACAGGGCUCCUGUCCCGGCCCGGAGGUGCAGCAGCGGCUCUCAGAGCGAGCCCUCCCCGGGGCCCCUGGAUCCUUCCCUCCUCUCCCCCUGUCCGUCCCCCUGUCCCCUCGAUCCAUCCCUCCUGUCGCCUCCGAAUUCCCCUCAGGCCUCGAACCCGCUCCUUCUGUCCCCGUCACGGUCUCCCUGUCCCAUGGGAGAGCCAGAGCCGGUGGACUGCGAGCCCCGGUGUCCCUCUCCGUCCGCGCUGCUUCCUUCGUUUGCACUGGAGCCUCCUCUGCUGCAGCCCUGCUCCUCUUCCCCUCGGCCCAACAAAACCUACUCCUUCCAGCGUGAACCGCCCGAGGGCUGCGAGCGAAUUCGAGUGUGCGAGGAGACAAUGUUCUCUUGUCAAGAGGAGCCGCUCCUGCACCCUUCAUGCCCCGACCCCAACAAGGUGAACUUCACCCCCCACGGAGGCUCCGCUUUCUGCCCCGUCAGUCUCCUGAAGCCCCUCCUGCCCUCCAUGGACCUCCUCUUCCGGGGCCUGUCGGUGUCUCCCGUCACCGGCUGCCCGGGUCAAGCCUCCCACCAGGCACCUACAGUAGGAUAUGGGGGGUGGAUAUAUCUGAGCAAGAUCCACCUUCAUGACGGAAAAACCACAUCGCGGGACCUGGAGAACCUGGAGAACCUGGAUGUGUGUGUUUCACACGCCAACGGAUACGUGUGCUCACCCGGCUCCUCACUGCUGUAACUUGACAAGACGUUUUGAAGCUGUAAAACAUUUGUUGCCAAAUUUUUUGGCCUAAGAAUCUGUCUGCUUUACUGAUUAACUCCAACAGCAGGAUGAUAUUUACGUGGCCGGCACUUGAAUUGACCGAGUUGUCUCCUGUGUGGGCUUUGGAUUUAGACUGCAGCUCUGGAAAUGUUGGCAAAUGCUGGAAAAAAAUUAUAACGGAAAACUGAAAUUUCGACAUUGUGGCUUUUUUAUUUCAUUUUUUUUUGUUAUGUCCUAACAGCUCAGACAAAGAUUACAAUGCUGCUGGAAUGUUUUUUCUGUUAUUUUUUCAUCAAGUCAAGUGAAUUCAGGGUCAAAGCACUUAGCUCACAUGUUGACAUGAGUAUUAUUUCUUACUCUCCUUUACUAUUGAUUACUAUGACGGGAGUUUUAGGGCCACGUUGAGGAUACUAUGUCGUAGAUUACUACCCCAGUAAGGUGCGGUCAAGUUAAGAUGAAGUGUCAUUUAAAAGGCCGUUGAAAAACAGAGUACUUGAUGGGUUUUUACGCCUGAAAUCAUCAUACUUUUUGGCCUUACAGUUCACAGUGGCCUACUUUUAUACAAGUAUAUUUCUAUAUAUUUUUGUAUCUUUGUAAUGAAGUUAUUAGGCUGGUGACGCUGUUUUUGUAUUCACGAAAGAGACUGACUUGUAUUGCUGUGUGUAUGUCGAUGGAUCGUGGAUAUUUGAUUAGCUUUUCUUGCCAAAAUGUAGUGACCUUUUCCGAUUCUGAGCGGGUCACUCGAGUUUUUGUAUGGUCCCGACUCUGGCUCGUCAAUUGAGCUUCAACUUGAUGUGGAGAAGAAGUUGUUGAAAUUGAUUGAAAUGCUGUACGUGUCCUAUGCAGCAGUCACAACAAAAGCACGACCUACUGUAAAAGAAAAAAUAUCAUAGAAUAAUCAAGAUGCUAAUGAAUUAUUAGUGUUAUUCGCCUUUUUCUUGCCCAUUUUUAAAGGAGGAAUGUUUUGUGUGAUGUUGCUUUUGUAAAGAAAAUUAAAAAGAAAUAUCAAAUA
Scophthalmus maximus (turbot) is the source of this 2831-nucleotide messenger RNA. It is a transcript of the gene fam117aa, whose product is annotated as family with sequence similarity 117 member Aa. Lineage: Eukaryota; Metazoa; Chordata; Actinopteri; Pleuronectiformes; Scophthalmidae. The record is from RefSeq and is a predicted model, not a curated record.